GCACUUCCGGUCCCCAAGACAACAAGGAAGUUCAACCGAUGCGUGAGCAACGACGUCAACCAGCGAACCGUCUCCUCUGCGCGAGCCCGUCUCACCUCCCUCCGCGUGCCUGUCCGGAAUGGCGAUGUCCACGUUCCAGAAGGUGACGCUCGCGACGUGUCUCGUGCUCUGCGUCGCUCUGCUGCUCCCCAAGAUGCUGUUGUCCGGCGGCAGGAAGGAUGCUGCGGAGGGUUCAGGUCGCUUCCCUUCGAUGAUGCAACGUCAGGCGGCUCCGGAGGGUCGAGGCCAGAGGGCCGCGGGCUCCAGAGCCCACGGCACCGAGGCCGUGGGCCGGGCCAAGGGGGCAGGAACGGGGGUGGGGACCGGGGGCAAGUCCAACCUGGCGGGUCAGAUCAUCCCCGUGUACGGCUUCGGGAUCUUACUCUACAUCCUCUACAUCCUGUUCAAGAUCACCAAUAAGGGGAACAACAACAAGCCUUCAGAGAGCCGGUUUCCUUCGGUUCGCUCGGAGAACACGAAGAGAAAGAUCUCUGACUUUGAGUUGGCCCAGCUGCAGGACAAACUGAGGGAGACCGAGCUGGUGAUGGAGAACAUUGUGUCCAACGUCAACCACAGUCCUGACAGGGUGGAGGGCGUGACGGCCGACCAGGAGGAGAGUCUCCUGCAGCAGCUCACGGAGAUAACUCGGGUGAUGCAGGAGGGCCAGAUGGUGGACGACGUGGCGCCGGAGAAGAAGAGCCGGGAGGACUGGGAAGACGACCCGGAGGAGCCUCAGCAGCAGUGGGAGUGUUCCGGCUGCUGCUGUCGGCGCGGCGACCACCGCCACGGCCCGGAGACGGAGAGGACUCGGGCCGACGGAGAAGGAGAAGAAGGAGGAGGAGGAGGAGGAGAAGGAGGAGAAGGAGGAGAAGGAGGAGGAGGAGAAGAAGGAGGAGGAGAAGGAGAGGCUUCUUCCGACGGAGCGGAGGACCCCGGUGAAGAGCGUGAAUCCGUGGGUCCGGAGGGCGGAGACGGAGCAGACGGAGCAGACGGAGCGGGCGUCCCCGAGGACGGCGUCCCCGAGGACGGCUUCGCCGGCGUCCUGGAGGAGCUGGAGCUCACGCUGAAGGUGACGUCCGCCAUGGAGCGGGUGAAGCUGGAGGACCUCAGCAGGGCGACGGAGACGGAAGCGUCCUGCGGCGCCGUGAGGCGGAGGAACAACAAGAGGAGGAGAGCCAAGAGAGCCGCGCACUGACUUCAGCCCGGGGUCCUCUUUUUAACCUGCUCUCCUCAGAGCGGCCUCGUGGUCUUUACUCAAGUUUCAUGGGACCAAUAUCAGCUUUAUCCUCUGGCUAGUGAAGGAAAACGUGUAGUUUGUCUUAAAACAUUAUUACACUUAAAUAUUUAAGAGAAAAAAAAGCCUGCAUAUAUUUAUAAAGUGUUUUUAUUUAACGUGAAGACGCUUCCAGGUGAAGUUUAGAUGUCGAAACGUGCCCCUCAGUAUUUAUUAUAAUUUUUCUCUUUGCACAAUUUGACGUCAUUCACAUGAAAGCGUUUAAAUUCUGGAGGUGUAUUUUAAAUAAUUAUAAACGACCAGCAGACGUGACGAGUUCUACAAAUUAACGUUUUAAAAACUUUAGAAAGAAUACAUUUGCAAAAGAAAAUAAAUACUAAAAAGACUUAAUUUGCAUCACACACACACACACACACAGUGCAACUGGAGCAAAUAUAAAGUAUUAUGGUCUUUCAAUAGUUGCAGAAUUAUAAUCCCCCUCAGCUCCACAGAGCAGAUGUAACCGUGUCCUCUUAACUCUUUUAUGUCGUGGAUGAACUUAUUUUAAUAUUUAUUUUAGAUGACACACAAUUAAUGCACUUUAGUCUUUUUAAGAAAAAGGGUGACGUAAAAAAAACGUCCCGUCUUCCCGUCGAGUGUUUGUGAUCGAGAAAUAUUUGGUCUUCUCUAUCGAUAUUGUUUAAAGUAAAUAAUAAAAAAAAUGUUGUGUUCUAAAUUAUUAAGUAAGAUUUUUACUUUUUAUAAACUGAAUUAUUUAUUUAGCACAUGGAGCAGAUCAGUGAUUAAAAUACUGUGGAGAA
Molecule: messenger RNA, 2073 nt
Organism: Cyclopterus lumpus (lumpfish)
Lineage: Eukaryota; Metazoa; Chordata; Actinopteri; Perciformes; Cyclopteridae
Gene: ric3b
Product: RIC3 acetylcholine receptor chaperone b
Exons: 6
Coding region: 119-1234 (371 amino acids)
Biological process (GO): protein localization to cell surface; synaptic transmission, cholinergic
Cellular component (GO): neuron projection; intracellular membrane-bounded organelle; neuronal cell body
Source: RefSeq, a predicted model, not a curated record